Molecule: messenger RNA, 1091 nt
Organism: Danio aesculapii
Lineage: Eukaryota; Metazoa; Chordata; Actinopteri; Cypriniformes; Danionidae
Gene: myf6
Product: myogenic factor 6
Biological process (GO): regulation of transcription by RNA polymerase II; positive regulation of myoblast differentiation; muscle organ development
Molecular function (GO): DNA-binding transcription factor activity, RNA polymerase II-specific; RNA polymerase II cis-regulatory region sequence-specific DNA binding; protein dimerization activity
Source: RefSeq, a predicted model, not a curated record
AUGAUGGACCUGUUUGAGACCAACACUUAUUUUUUCAAUGAUUUGCGUUAUCUUGAGGGGGACCAUGGGACCUUGGAUAUGCCAGAAGUGUCCCCUUUGUACGAGGGGAAUGACAGUCCUCUAUCCCCAGGUCAGGAUCCCGUCCCGUCAGAAACGGGGUGCGAGAGCAGCGGAGAGGAGCACGUCCUCGCUCCACCAGGGCUCCAGGCGCACUGCGAGGGCCAGUGCCUCAUGUGGGCUUGCAAGAUCUGUAAACGAAAAUCUGCUCCGACUGACCGGCGAAAGGCCGCCACUUUGAGAGAACGAAGGCGGCUCAAGAAGAUCAACGAAGCUUUUGACGCGCUAAAGAAAAAGACGGUGCCUAAUCCGAACCAGAGGCUGCCCAAAGUGGAGAUUUUACGCAGUGCGAUAACCUACAUUGAGAAACUGCAGGACCUCUUGCAUUCGCUGGAUGAGCAAGAGCAGAGCAAUGACACUGACCCUUACACAUACAACCUGAAGGAAAACCAUGUGACUGCCAGUGAGUAUCAUUGGAAAAAGACCUGCCAGAGCUGGCAGGAGAAUCCAGAUCAUUCCAGCUCCCAGAUGGCAGGUCAUAGAGAAGGAGCUGUGUUGGAGUCUUCAGAGUCCAGCAGUCUCCGUCGCCUCUCCUCCAUUGUGGACAGCAUUUCCACUGAAGAGCCCAAAGCUCGCUGUCCCAGCCAGAUCUCAGAGAAGUGAAGCUCAAACAUCACCCACCUCACAUUUCCCAAUAUUUUUAUUUAUUUCCAUGAGCUAGUGUCGAUGUUUUAAAUGUAAUAGGUGACACUUUGCAAUAACUUUUUAUAAGUUGUUAACAAACAUGCCUAUAUAAUGCAUAACAGAUCAGUCUGACGAUUCAAUUCAAUUAAUUUCUUACUGCAUUAGCUAAUGGUAACUAUCUGAUACACUAUAUAUUAAUCUUUGUUCAUUUAAAUGUUAAAAAUACAACUGUUCAAUGUUAGUUCAACUUAACAAUUGAAGUGAAUUAACCUUACCCUGUUACACAAAUGAAUAUUUAUACAAAUAUGUGAAAAAAUAUUUUCAAUUAGUAAAUUAAGGUUCCAAAAGGA